This is a messenger RNA of Lycium barbarum (goji berry), 913 nucleotides long. Its product is annotated as nuclear transcription factor Y subunit B-5-like. Bases 28 to 468 code for a protein of 146 amino acids. The record is from RefSeq and is a predicted model, not a curated record. Gene Ontology annotation, cellular component: CCAAT-binding factor complex; nucleus. Gene Ontology annotation, molecular function: RNA polymerase II cis-regulatory region sequence-specific DNA binding; protein heterodimerization activity; DNA-binding transcription activator activity, RNA polymerase II-specific. NCBI's taxonomy places the organism in Eukaryota, Viridiplantae, Streptophyta, Magnoliopsida, Solanales, Solanaceae. The transcript has a single exon. Gene Ontology annotation, biological process: regulation of transcription by RNA polymerase II.
GGGAAACGAGUCUUUAGGUUUCCCAAAAUGGUUGAUAACAUCAACAAUAAAUUAGGGUCAAUUAAAUCAAGCGAAGGAGGAGGGAUUAAGGAGCAAGAUAGGUUAUUGCCAAUAGCUAAUGUGGGGAGACUUAUGAAGCAAAUACUUCCUCAAAACGCCAAGAUUUCAAAAGAGGGAAAAGAAACAGUGCAAGAAUGUGUAUCUGAGUUCAUUAGCUUUGUUACUGGAGAAGCAUCGGAUAAAUGUCACAAGGAGAAGCGCAAGACAUUGAAUGGAGAUGAUAUUUGUUGGGCUAUGGGCAGUUUAGGAUUUGAUGAUUAUGUUGUACCUUUGAAGAGGUAUUUGCACAGGUAUAGAGAAUUAGAAGGAGAAAAAGCUAACCAAAAUAAGGCUGCUGCUGGCAACAACAUUGAAGAAAGACAGAAUAAUGAACGUCGUAAUUGCCAGGGAAGUUUUUAUGAUCCUUAAGAUUUGUCAAAUGACAAUAACUUUCUAGCUUGGAUUUUCUCCACUCCUUAUUUUUAUUCUUAGAGAAAGUUUUUACUCUAGUAUGUGAAAUAUUCUGUGUUAGUGAUUAUUGUAUCAUCCAAUUUUUAUGGUUGUGGAAUAUUGUUUUGAACAGGUAAUAACCUUCUGAUUCAUGUACGUUGGUUUCACACUUGGCUAGUUGGUCAUGGUUCUUGAUUGAGCUAGAAUACACUUUUUUUUUUUUUUUUUUUUAACAUACAGCCCCUCAUUGGGUACUUGAAUUGAUCACCAAAAUAUUACAAAAGGAGGAUAUGACCAUAGCUCCAAAUACAAGUACACCCUUUAACGGUUUAACCUUCGUUUUCAGACAAUUAUAUGAAGUAAUUACUUCAAGCUCAGCCCAAGACUCAUGGAGGCAAGCAAAAUUUCCUUCAGUUGCCAUGUC